CACCUUGUUGUUUACCUAACAUUGUUUCUCAUGUGGUUUGUGUGUAUAAAGUUUGUUUGCUUUCUGUCAUUACAGACAUGAAUCAGAGGGUCUGUGAGGGGUGGCGGCAGUGCGCCUCCUGCCUGAAGCUCCGCUCCUUUGGACCAAACUUCCACCCCCCAUGUGAUUCACUGAGUCCCAACUGUUGCACAGACUUUUCAUUCAGUGAGUUAGUUCACCGGGCAGCCUGACUUACAGCCUCCCCCAAACAUGAGUCCAUCUGAUCCACAGGUUUUACUUACUAAAAGCGGUGCAGCUACUCCUUUUGGGUUGGACAGUUUUUUGUCACACGAGUGAAGUGGUCUUUGGGAAGUGAUGGAAUUAAUUCGCUCUUUGAGGGAAGGCUGAGCAACUUCACGGAUGAACCGAAGCGGGGGACGCGUUCAGACACCGGAGCUUAUCAUGAUGGAUGAAACAUCGCCUACAACAGGGAAUACAAAUAACUGGAAAGCUCUUUAAGGAGGCGACUGGAGACUUGCAAGAUUGGCAGAACCUAUUAAGAAGCAGUCUGUAAAAGCAUAUCCAAGCACAGCUACGUCCAAGAAUGAGGAUCAAAUACACAAUAUCCAUCGUCUUUUUUGUGACACUUGUUAUCAUUGAGAAGGAAAACAACAUUAUCUCAAGGGUGUCAGAUAAGCUCACCCUAAAGCAGACUACCCAGACCCCUCUACAGCACAGUGGUGUCUCCCACACACUGCCGAAGCACAAUGGUUCCUUAACCUCACUCAGCAAGAUGGACACUGCCUUCAUGUUGAUGAAGCGGCGUCUGGAGAACUACAGCGAGCACCAAGGGGUGGUGAGGAACGGCAGGAAACACAUCCUUCUGUUAGCUACCACCAGGACGGGCUCCUCGUUUGUGGGCGAGUUUUUCAACCAGCAGGGCGACAACAUGUUUUACCUGUUUGAACCGUUGUGGCAUGUGGAGAAGAUGUUGACACUGGAGACUGGUGGCACCAACGCCACAGUAGCAGCCAAGGCAUACCGCGAUGUGCUCCAGCAGCUCUUCUUGUGUGACUUCUCCCUGCUGGAGAGCUUCAUCGAACCCCUCCCUGUGGACCACAUCACCACCGCCCUGUUCCGCAGGGAGUCCAGUAGUUCUCUAUGUGAGGAAUCGGUUUGCAGUCCGACUAUCAAAGGGGUCUUUGAGCCUUAUCACUGCAGGACCAGACGCUGUGGGCCCCUGAACCUGACCAUGGCGUCUGAGUCCUGCCUUCAAAAGGAGCACAGGGCCAUCAAGUCAGUGAGGGUGCGCCAACUGGAGACCCUCCGUCCUCUGGCUGAGGACCCACGCCUUGACGUAAAGUUCAUUCAGCUGGUUCGGGAUCCUCGGGCUGUACUAGCCUCACGAAUGGUGGCCUUUGAAGCCAAAUACAAGAACUGGAAGCAGUGGGCUAUGGAUGGGGAUGUUCCUAUUGAUGACGAUGAAGUGAGAAAGCUAAAAGGGAACUGCGACAACAUAAGGUUGUCUGCUGAGAUUGGACUCAAACAGCCACAAUGGCUGCGCAAGCGUUACAUGCUGGUGAGGUACGAGGACAUCGCCCGGUUCCCCAUGAGGAAGGCCGCAGAGAUGUACAGGUUUACUGGAAUCCCGUUCACUCCGCAAGUGAAAUCCUGGAUCCUGAGGAACAUCCAGGCCUCUAAGAAGGCCAGCGGUGUUUACUCCACACAGAAAAACUCCUCAGAACAAGUAGAGAAAUGGAGGUUCAACUUACCUUUCAAAAUAGCUCAGGUUGUACAGAAAGUUUGUGGGCCAACGUUGAAGCUUUUUGGGUAUAAAUUUGUAAGCAGUGAGGAAAUGCUAACAGAUAAGUCUAUUAGUUUGAUCGAGGACAAAGUGUUCAACUUUUUAUAGACUUUGAUGGACCUGAACACUGAACUCUGAUGCAGGAAUAACCAACCUUACUGAAAACUCUGGAAUGACUGAUAUUUAUUAGGAUCUUUUAUCCUGAUACUGAGAGCUAUAUAUUUUCUGAUUGUGUGCUAUUUAAAGUUUUUUACUAUUUAAAAUAGUUUAAUGAAGAAAAUGUAUUGUUGACUGAAAAAUACAUUUAAGGCUGUUAAGUAUUGAAGCAAAGGUGUUUGAAAUGAUAUUAAAACUGUACAUAUGGGUAUAGCAUGGUGAAAAUAGAAAGCUAUCUUUGUUUUUGCACUCCAGACUGUUUAACAAAUGUAUUGUUGGUUUGUCUAUCCAAAUAUAUGUCUCUAGCAGAUAUAGAAAAAUCCAGAGGGAGAUAGCUGUGGGUUUGGGAACAAUAAUGAGUUGUUCCAGCAAUUUCCAUAAGUUAUUUUUGUUCAGCAACUUCUGAGCACCAACGAAACUUGAAAUGAAAUGUCCAUGCAUUGCCCCCCAAAAAUUGCUUUGCAUAGCAGAAAGGAUUCAAGGAUUCAAGGAGUUUUAUUUGUCAUUACAACACAUACAUGGGAUACAGGGGCUACAGGGAUCCUCCAGAGUUCAACAGUCUCACAGCUUCUGGGAAGAAGCUGAGAAGAAAAGAGGAAAUACCAAUGUUUUGCCAGGUAAUUUUGACACAAGAUUAAGGAGUAAUGUCCCAUGCUUAUUUAUUUCUUCUCUUUGCUAAAAGUCAUAAUGACUUCAGCUCUGAAUGUGCUCCACAGGUUCUUUUCCCCUCUGUAGGGGUGCUUUUCUUGCACACGUAUACUGUAACUUGCUAUACAUGCAUGUUUGUAAUUGGCCUAAAGUUGUUUGAAGCUGUCUUUCAGACAGUAAGGACUCAUUCUGUAAAAACAGAUGUUACAUUGCCACUGUAUGCAAACAUACCAACUGCAGCUGGUUUGCAGGAUUGUUUGAGUUUGGUCGGCAGGUCUCGGUCUGUUUACACAAGUCUCCUGGCUAGUGAUAAAAAGAGGCCUGCCAGACUGUUUGCUGAUGUUCCAGUUUGUUCUCUAUGCGAAUUGUUUGUUACA
Molecule: messenger RNA, 2964 nt
Organism: Larimichthys crocea (large yellow croaker)
Lineage: Eukaryota; Metazoa; Chordata; Actinopteri; Sciaenidae
Gene: chst3b
Product: carbohydrate (chondroitin 6) sulfotransferase 3b
Exons: 3
Coding region: 584-1891 (435 amino acids)
Biological process (GO): N-acetylglucosamine metabolic process; carbohydrate metabolic process
Cellular component (GO): Golgi membrane
Molecular function (GO): chondroitin 6-sulfotransferase activity; N-acetylglucosamine 6-O-sulfotransferase activity
Source: RefSeq, a predicted model, not a curated record